AUGGCUUCCGAAACACCCUCGAUCGUGCUCGUCCAGGGCUCCUUUCAGACUCCACUCGUCUACGCCCAGUUGACGACUCGUCUUCGCGAGCUCGGAUACCCAGUCAUUCAUCCACCGCUCCCCAGCUGUUCUGAUGUGGAGGCGAAUGACUUUCCCACCCGCACGCUGGCGGACGACGCACGCGCCAUCACGGAAACCCUGGAGCAGCUGGUGGGAAAGGAAGAGAAGUUGGUCGUUGUUGUCAUGCAUUCCUACGGGGGCAUUGUGGGCGGUACAGCUAUUCCCAGGUCUCUCACCCAUGCUUCGCGUCAGGCCGAGGGGGAAAAGGGCGGUGUUUUGCAUUUAUUCUAUUAUGCUGCCUUUGUUCUACCUGAGGGCGCGUCGGUGAUGGGAACGCUUGGCGAGUCUCCGAAUAUUGAUGUUGGGCGACCUCCCAGAUGCCGAGGCAGCCUUAUGGGAGUCACGCUUGAUCCCCCAGUCUUGGUACAGACCACGCCCACGACUCACGCGGCUUAUGAGUACCUCCCGUCCACUUACCUGAUCUGCGAGGGGGACCGGGCAGCACCCGCACAGUUCCAAGAAGGAUUCGCCAAUUUGGCCAGGGCUGAGAUUGAUCGCUGUAGCGCCGGCCACUCUCCAAUGCUGAGCCAGCCAGACAUGUUGGUGGGGAAGAUUGCAGCUGUGGUGGACAAGGCGUCGGCAGGAACAGCCUGA
Messenger RNA from Aspergillus bombycis, 714 nucleotides. Its product is annotated as alpha/beta hydrolase. The transcript is spliced from 2 exons. The record is from RefSeq and is a predicted model, not a curated record. The coding region runs from base 1 to 714 and encodes 237 amino acids. NCBI's taxonomy places the organism in Eukaryota, Fungi, Ascomycota, Eurotiomycetes, Eurotiales, Aspergillaceae.